Messenger RNA from Lottia gigantea (owl limpet), 321 nucleotides. RefSeq lists its product as hypothetical. The record is from RefSeq and is a predicted model, not a curated record. Bases 1 to 321 code for a protein of 106 amino acids. NCBI's taxonomy places the organism in Eukaryota, Metazoa, Mollusca, Gastropoda, Lottiidae. The transcript has 4 exons. Gene Ontology annotation, molecular function: protein binding.
AUGGAAAGGACAGAUAAUAUUUUAGAUGAUUUGAUACCUGAUCCUACUCUACCAGAUGUUCAACAAGAUGCUAAUAUUUUGAAAGAAGAAAGGCUUUUUAGAGCUCAAAAUACUAUGAAGGCUGCUAAUGCUAAUGUAACUAAACAGCUUUUCGGACAGAAUGAAGUUGCAGAUGCUAACGAAAAGGCAGCCAUAUGUAUUCAGAAACGUUACAGAGGCUAUCAAGGAAGAAAGGAAUAUGAAAAAGAAUUGUAUGAUCAAUAUGUCAAAGUAGGUAUAUUUCAUAUCAUAUAUUAUCUAGGAAUAUUAAAAUAUCUGUAA